AUGAAUUAUUCAACCGGGUACUCUGCCGCGCAUUCAUUAGGGUCGACCGAAUCUUCACCAGCCCCUGGGCCUGUUCUUCAUGCACUUCUCAAUAAUUUCGAGUUUUUUUUGCUCGUACUCUUUGCUGUGCUCUGCCAGUUUAUUGUAUUUGCUGUAUUGGGCCACACGGGAGGUGAGGUCCCAGGCACCCUUUUCUUUCCUUUCCCUCUCAUGAGGCCAAUAGUCGACAGCAUCGUGACUCCAAUGGGACGGGUGCUCGGAAGGCAACAACAGGUGUGGGUAGGCGUGGAUUAUGAGGAUGACGCUGUGGAUUAUGACUACUUGCACGGCACCGGCCAUUGGACAGGGGAAAGUAGCACUUAA
This is a messenger RNA of Trypanosoma brucei brucei TREU927, 363 nucleotides long. RefSeq lists its product as hypothetical. The transcript has a single exon. Lineage: Eukaryota; Euglenozoa; Kinetoplastea; Trypanosomatida; Trypanosomatidae. Bases 1 to 363 code for a protein of 120 amino acids. The record is from RefSeq and is a predicted model, not a curated record.